AUGUCCAGUCAGAGCCAGCCCCAGCCCCCCCCGGCCACCCCCAAGCCCCCCUCCAUGCUGGAGAAGGCACGGGACUGUGAGAAGGUGCAGGAGCUCCUCAAGUUCCUGCAGCUCAAUGGCUAUGCCAUCACCCGGGGGCUGAAGGACAUGGAGCUGGACACCUCCUCCAUCGAGAAGCGCUUUGCCUAUGGCUUCCUGCAGCAGCUGCUCAAGUGGAUGGACAUCUCCCAGGAGUUCAUCGCCCACCUGGAGGCAGUGGUGAGCGGUGGGUGGGUGGAGAAAUCCCCCCAUGAGCAGGAGCUCAAGUUCUUCGCCAAGAUCCUGCUGCCCCUCAUCAACCAGUACUUCCACAACCACUACCUCUACUUCCUCUCCACCCUGGCCAAGGUGCUGGGCAGCAGCAGGCACGCUUCCAACAAGGAGAAGGAGAUGAUCACCAGCCUCUUCUGCAAGCUGGCCGCACUCGUCCGCCACUGCAUCUUGCUCUUUGCCCCCCUGUCCCCAGGGACUGAUGCACUGGCUGUGGUGAACUGCCUGCACAUCCUUGCCCACUCCCUGGAUGCCAGGUGGGACAGGAUGGUGAUGAAGUCAGGCCCUGAGAUCGUCAAGGCAGGGCUGUGGUCCUUCUUCUCAAUGUCCUCAGAGGUGCUCUUGAAGAUGGUAGAGAACCUCAAGCUGGGGAAGGUGACACAGAGCCGCACACAGGUGAAGGGGGUGGCCCAAAACAACUACACCACAGUGGCCCUCCUGCCCGUCCUCACCUCUCCCUCUUCGAGGCACAUGGCGCAACGUAACUUUGUGGACGAUGUCAUCCUCGAUGACGUCCAGGUCUCCUGCUACCGCAUCCUAUGCAGCAUCUACUCACUGGGCACCACCAGGAACCCCUAUGCCCGCAGGCAGCGCCUGGCACUGGGGGAGUGCCUGGCCGCCGCCAUGCCCAUGCUUCCUGCCUUCCUGGAGCCGCAGCUCAACAAGUUCAACCCCUGCUCUGUCUACAGCACCAAGUUCCCCCACAAGCAGGCCACUUUGGGGCACCCCCACCGGGUGGAGGAGAUGUGCCCCGACAUCCCCAACCUGGAGCGGCUGAUGCGGGACAUCGGGGGGCUGGCGGAGUCGGGGGCCUGCUACACCGAGAUGCCCCACGUCAUCAAGGUGACCCUCCCCAUGCUCUGCAACUACCUGCCCUGAUGGUGGGAGCGCGGCCCCGACACCCUGCCCCAGGGACCCUGGGCCACCACUGUCACUGGCCAGCACCUCAAUGCCCUCCUGGGCAACAUCCUCCGCAUUGUGAUCAACAAUUUGGGCAUUGAUGAGGCCUCCUGGAUGAAGUGCCUGGCAGUGUUCGCCCAGCCCAUCGUCAGCAAGGCGAAGCCAGAGCUGCUGUGCUCCCACUUCAUCCCCACCAUGGAGAAGCUGAAGAAGCGAGCGGGCAAGGUGGUGGCCGAGGAGGAGCAGCUCCGUAUGGAGGCCAAGACAGAGGGGGAGGAUGCCGAGCUGCUCAUCCGGGAUGAGUUCUCUGCCCUCUGCCGUGACCUCUAUGUGCUUUACCCUCUGCUUAUCCGCUACACGGACAACAGCCGGGCCAAGUGGCUGACAAAGCCCAAUGAGGAUGCAGAGGAGUUGUUCCGCAUGGUUGGGGAGGUCUUCAUCUACUGGGGCAAGGCCGAGGACUCUGACAGCCCCAAGAAGAUUGUCCAGAGGGUGCAGGAGGUGUCGGCUGUGCUCUACCACCUCAAGCAGACAGAGCACCCCUACAAGUCCAAGAAGGUGGUGUGGCACAAGCUGCUCUCCAAGCAGCGCGGCCAGGCCGUGGUCACCUGCUUCCACAUGACGCCCCUCUACAACCUGCCCAGGUACCGGGCCUGUAACAUGUUCCUGGAGGCGUACAAGCUCUCCUGGCUGGUGCCCGAGGAGCAUUCCUUUGAGGACUGCAUGAUUGAUGAUCUCUCGGUGAGCCGGGGGGGGGAGGAGGAGGAAGGGGAGUGGGAUAAGAAGCCAGACCCCCUGCACCAGCUCAUCCUGCACUUCAGCCGGAUGGCACUGGCUGAGAAAAGUAAGUUGGAGAAGGAUCACUUGUACAUGGUGUACGCUGGCAUCAUGGCCAAGGACUCCAGCCAGAUCAGGCUGCUGAAGGAGCUGCUGGACCUGCAGAAGGACAUGGUGGUGAUGCUGCUGUUCCUGCUGGAAGGCAACGUGGUGAACAGGACCAUCACCUGGCAGAUGGUGGACAUGCUGGUGGAGUCCUCCAGCAACGUCACCAUGAUCCUCAAGUUCUUCGACACGUUCCUGAAACUGUUGGACAUCGUGGCCUCAGACGCCUUCCUUGACUACGUCUUGGACCCGCGAGGUCUCAUCUCCAAGAAGGACUUCCAGAAGGCGAUGGACAGCCAGAAGCAAUACGAACCCCCCGAGAUCCAGUUCCUCCUCUCCUGCUCCGAGGCGGACGAGAACGAGAUGAUUGAUGUAGAAGCCUUUGCUGGUCACUUUCAAGAACCUGCUCGCAACAUCGGUUUCAACAUGGCCGUGCUCCUCACCAACCUCUCGGAGCACAUUCCCCAUGACCAACGUCUCCGGACCUUCUUGGAGCAAGCGGCCAGCAUCUUGGAGUAUUUCCGUCCUUUUUUGGGAUGGAUCGAGAUCAUGGGAGCCGCUCGACAGAUCAAACGCCUCUACUUCAAGCUCAGCGCCGCCAACAAGGCACAGUGGGAGAUGCCCCAAGUGAAGGUCCAGUUCAUCUUUGAUGUGGUCAGAGGGGGGGAAGCUGAGAAGAUGGAGCUCUUCGUCAGCUUCUGCAAGGACACCAUCUUUGAAAUGCAGAUUGCCUCUCGCCUCUCUGAGGAGGAACCCCCCCGGGAAGAAGGAGAGGAUGAGGAGUAG
Messenger RNA from Harpia harpyja (harpy eagle), 2877 nucleotides. Its product is annotated as ryanodine receptor 1-like. Gene Ontology annotation, biological process: calcium ion transport. Gene Ontology annotation, cellular component: Z disc; smooth endoplasmic reticulum; sarcoplasmic reticulum membrane. Gene Ontology annotation, molecular function: ryanodine-sensitive calcium-release channel activity. The record is from RefSeq and is a predicted model, not a curated record. Lineage: Eukaryota; Metazoa; Chordata; Aves; Accipitriformes; Accipitridae.